Molecule: messenger RNA, 1713 nt
Organism: Brassica oleracea var. oleracea
Lineage: Eukaryota; Viridiplantae; Streptophyta; Magnoliopsida; Brassicales; Brassicaceae
Exons: 9
Coding region: 1-1524 (507 amino acids)
Biological process (GO): DNA repair; DNA replication; DNA recombination
Cellular component (GO): nucleus
Molecular function (GO): DNA binding
Source: RefSeq, a predicted model, not a curated record
AUGAAAACGAACGGAGAAGCGGCGAUCCCCUCCAAUUCUGUCAAACCCGUCGGUCAAACCGGUAUCUCUUCCGGCGAUGACAAUCCGAUGAAAUCCAAAGGUGCAACGGCUAUACCGAAGAGUCCGAUCAAACCCGUCACUCAAACCGAUAUCUCUUCCGGCGUUGACAAUCCGAUGAAAUCCAAAGGUGCAACGGCUGUACCGAAGAGUCCGAUUAAACCAAACGGCAAAACCGGUGCCUCUUCCGGUCCCAACCUCGGCGUUAGGGGCAGAGCUUCUGUCUCACCCGUCAACAAAGGCAAAUCUAUCGUCUCCGACGAUGUAGGGAAGGUUAUUACCUUCAAAGACGUGACAUUCGGGCCCCAUCAAGACGAGGUGCGGUUUCGAUUGAUCCAUUUUUGGGAGGCUUGGAACGUUCAUACGAAGGUUCUUAUCAGCAUCGAAAUGCUUCUCAUCGAUGAAGAGGGCUUCAUCCCCUAUGGAAGGAUUGAGACCUAUUUGCCUCACAUGAAAGCUGGUUGUAUUUACCGACUCAACAAGUUUUUCGGAUCAAAGAGCAAGACUAUUUACCGAGUAGCUGAUCCAUAUGUCACUAUUAGCUUCUCAUGGAACUCUGCCCUCUCUGCUCUCGAGGACAGUUCAAUCCGUUUCCCUGAGGAUCGGAUCCGUAUCCAUGGAUUCAGAGAGUUCGAUGCUGCUUCCGACUUGAGAGGUGAUCUUUAUGACUAUAUUGGCCACAUCAAACUUGUGAAUGGGAAGGUUCCCAGUGAUGGUUUCUUGCUUGAUGAAGCUGAGAUAGCUGGAUCCCGCCGAGUUGAGCUUCACGUACAGACACAUGACGAUCCUGUGAUGAAGUUGUAUCUCUGGGAUAAGGCUGCCUUUGAGUUCUGUGAGAAGUUUAAAGCAUCUGGAGGCACUGCUCUUGUUAUCUUAGUCACCACCUUAAACCCGAAACGGUUUGGAGGCGUCCUAUCUCUAUCUGCCAUGGCGUCCUCACGGGUAUUUAUGGAUAGUGAUGUCCAAGAAACACUCUUCUACCUCAGUUGGUUGAACUCGAACUUGGAUGUUGCCAGUAGAGUUAAUGCAGAGGUGAUUACCAAGCUUGAGCCAGCGACCUUGGGAGAACUCUUCUCCUAUAUGAAUCAGGCAUCCUCUAAGGUUGCUUGGUUUGAGUGCACAACAACUAUUGAUGAUGUUGUGCACGGGUCUGGAUGGUAUUAUAUAGGCUGCGGUGUGUGCCAUACUAAAGCAACCAAAGGGCCCACAACGCUUAUGUGUAAGAAAUGUGGGAAGAGUGAGAUUGUUGGUGUGGCGCAGUACCUGACGAAGCUCUCUGUGUAUGACCAUAAUGAUCAAGCCGUAUUUGUUGUCCUUGGUGAUGCCGGUGAGGAGUUGACUGGAAAGAAAGCUAACAAGUUGGUUGAGAGAUACUAUCAGGCCAAUGAUAGUGUUGGAGGGGAUCACAUGGUUCCAGUUCCUCGGCUAUGGUUGAUACCAUUGGACAGACGCGGAAGUUUAUUGUGAAGGUAUCAAAUCACAAUCUGACUGCCAAGACCCAGACUCUGACUAUGACAAAGGUGGUCCCACCUGAUGCCCCAGAACCUGAAGGAAGUUUAGGAGAGAACGUUGGUGAAAAAGGUGAUACUGAGGAAGAGGAUAAUGCAGAUGGGUUGGUGAAAAGGGGUGCUGAUGUGAUGGAGUCUGAGGGUGUGA